Messenger RNA from Aspergillus saccharolyticus JOP 1030-1, 2515 nucleotides. Its product is annotated as putative MFS multidrug transporter. NCBI's taxonomy places the organism in Eukaryota, Fungi, Ascomycota, Eurotiomycetes, Eurotiales, Aspergillaceae. The record is from RefSeq and is a predicted model, not a curated record. Bases 1 to 2184 code for a protein of 727 amino acids. The transcript has 5 exons. Gene Ontology annotation, biological process: transmembrane transport. Gene Ontology annotation, molecular function: transmembrane transporter activity.
AUGGAUGAUUCCAUCGAUCCCAGGUGGAUUGACUCACCUUUCCUUGGAUUUGCUGAGCAUUACCGUCGGAUCGGUGCUUACAUGGUGUACCUCGUCGCUCGCCCCCGGCACUUUGUUACCUGGCUUUUGCACGGGCUUUUGACUCCCUUAAAAGUUGUUGUUUGGCUUGAAUAUAAUCUCUUACGUCCCUGGCGCUUCCUUGGUUGGCUGGAAUAUUACCUUCUACGUGUUCAGAGCUUCAUUGUUCGGCUCGACAACUACCUUCCACUUCCCCGGCGAUUUGUUGCUCGCAUUACAUACUAUCUUUUCCUUCCCGUGUAUUGUGUCGGGACUGUUCUUUGUCGGCUUUGGGCCGCUGGCGCCAUGGGAGCAGAACCGGAACUUGCCAAACGCAAUCUAAGCGACAGCGAGAAACAUCAUGGAUCCGAGGCUUCUUCUUCGACUCACAACGAUGUCGUUUUGGAUCCAGCAACCGAAAAGGCUCUUAAGGAGCAGAAGCCUGAUCUGACUGGCAACCGUGACUCUGGAGCUAUCUUACAACAUCACGAGGAGGGACCCUACGAUAAAAUUGAACUUACCGAGGACGACUGUUAUGACGAGCUAGGCUAUUCAUUUCCCUCUUGGCGGAAGUGGAUGAUCAUCACUGUCAUCUUCCUUGUCCAGACAUCAAUGAAUUUCAACACCAGUCUGUAUUCAAAUGCUUUGACUGGCAUAUCAGAAGAAUUCGGCGUCAGCAUGCAGGCCGCUCGCUGUGGUGCCAUGAUUUUCCUAGUGCUGUAUGCUUUUGGCUGUGAGCUGUGGGCUCCUUGGAGUGAGGAACUCGGGCGGAAACCGAUUCUACAGCUGAGUUUGUUCUUGGUCAAUAUCUGGCAACUGCCAGUGGCCCUCGCUCCCAAUUUUGCGACGAUUAUGGUCGGACGUGCUCUGGGAGGUCUUAGCUCAGCUGGUGGAUCGGUUACCUUGGGUAUGAUUGCUGAUCUCUGGGAAGCCGAUGACCAGCAAUACGCGGUUGCCUGUGUUGUGUUCUCGUCAGUUGGUGGCUCCGUGAUCGGACCCGUUGUGGGUGGAUUUGUCGAAGCGUACUUGCCUUGGCGCUGGAAUAUCUGGAUCCAGCUUAUCUUUGGAGGAUUCGUUCAGGUGGCACACCUCCUCCUUGUGCCUGAGACACGAACUACAAUUAUGAUGGAUCGCAUUGCGAAGAAGAGAAGAAAGAGCGGCGAAGACCCCAACAUCUAUGGUCCCAACGAACUGGUUCCCUUCAGGGAACGCUUCUCGAUGCGCGAGGUCCUCGUCACCUGGGUCCGCCCCUUCAAGAUGUUCUUGACCGAGCCGAUCGUCCUCACCCUUUCUCUUCUGAGUGGAUUCAGUGAUGCGCUGAUCUUUAUGUUUAUCCAGUCGUUCAGCUUAGUCUAUGACCAGUGGAACUUCAGCACUGUGGCACUGGGUCUUUCCUUCCUCCCAAUUCUGGUGGGAUAUUUCAUCGCCUGGUUCUCGUUUUUCCCGGUCAUAAAGCGAAACACUCAGGAGCGCCGGAACAAGCCCGACGAUGAGCGUGCCCAGUACGAAUCCCGACUUUGGUGGCUACUGUACACCGCGCCUUGUUUGCCGAUUGGUUUGAUUGGGUUCGCUUGGACCAGUCUUGGACCCCCUGUGCAUUGGAUUGGCACGAUGAUUUUUUCCGCGAUCGUCGGUAUUGCCAACUACAGUAUUUACAUGGCUACUAUCGACUACAUGAUCUGUGCCUAUGGACCUUAUUCGGCCUCUGCCACUGGAGGUAACGGAUGGGCGCGUGACUUCUUGGCCGGUGUUCUUACCAUCCCAGCUACACCUUUCUUCCAGAACAUUGGUGGCAAAUACCAUCUUGAGUACGCCUCGACUAUCUUGUUCUGCAUUUCGUUCCUGCUUGUCAUUGCUGUCUACGUCAUCUACUGGUAUGGACCUGCUCUCCGGAAGCGGUCACCUUUCGCCCAACAGUUGUCCGAUGCACGAGUCGAACUCCAAACCCAUGGUCGGAGACUCUCUCGGAUCCCAUCUGGAUCGCGUGCGAACUCUUUUGCUCGGUCCCAGCAAAAUCUGCGCAUUCGCCAGGCUCUUGGCAGCCGUGCUGGCAGUUAUGUGGCCUCGCGCCCAGCCUCAGGAGCCAACUCGCGAGUGCAGUCGCGCAAGAACAGUUUCUCGCGAUAGAGCUGGGUACGCGACGAGGAAAGCUUUUCUACUCCCAUGAUAUCCGUGAAUGAUUAACGAGCGUUGAUACCCCCUUUGUUGGGCGAAGGGCUUCAGCCAUCUUGUUUGUAGUGUUGGAAAUCCAAUUUAGCCUGAUACUGUUUGUUUGCUCCUGUUACCCGGAUUCUGGACUCACCGAGUAGGAGGUAGCCUAGGUAGAAUUUCUCACUGCCUUUAUGUUUAUCUCUUUCUGCUGCAUGAAGUGGAGAACCGGGCAGCGAGGAACAUCGCAAGCCAGCUAGAUAUGUUCUUUCGAUUCGUUCUCUGUAGAUCCAGACCAAGUGCUAGGCUG